Messenger RNA from Pediculus humanus corporis (human body louse), 1941 nucleotides. RefSeq names its product ngd5/osm-6/ift52, putative. Gene Ontology annotation, cellular component: cilium; centriole; intraciliary transport particle B. NCBI's taxonomy places the organism in Eukaryota, Metazoa, Arthropoda, Insecta, Psocodea, Pediculidae. Bases 1 to 1941 code for a protein of 646 amino acids. Gene Ontology annotation, biological process: cilium assembly; intraciliary transport. The record is from RefSeq and is a predicted model, not a curated record. The transcript has 8 exons.
AUGCUUAAUAAAAAUAUAAUUUUAUUCGAUCAAUCUAAAAAAGAAAAUUAUCGAUUAAAUACACAUUUUAAAACGAUUCAUAGAAAAUUAAAAGACGAUUGGAAUGUUAUAGUUAACAAAGAAAAAAUAUCAUCGUCGAUAUUGGAAAAUAUUAAACUGGUCGUAAUCACGGGUCCAAACGAUAAUUUCACUGAACAUGAAAUCCUUUGUCUUAAAUCAUUCAUAGAAGAUGGCGGAAGCGUUUUGGUUACCCUUGGAGAAGGUGGAGAAAAAUUAUAUCAAACUAAUAUUAAUUUUUUAUUAGAAGAAUUUGGAAUUAUGAUUAAUAGUGACUGCGUCAUGAGAACACAUUACUAUAAAUAUUUUCAUCCGAAAGAAUGUCUCAUCUCGAAUGGAAUAUUAAACAAAGCGAUAACAAAAAAUGCUAACAAGUAUAAUAUUGAUGACGACAGUGAAAAAUGUGAAAACGAAUUAUUAUCAUUUGUUUACCCAUUUGGAGCAACUCUGAAUGUGGUUAAACCUGCUAUUGCUGUUCUUUCGAGUGGAAGUGUGGCAAUACCAUUACAACGCCCUGUUUGUGCAUUUUUUAAACAAAAAGGAAAACUUGUCGUCGUUGGUUCAUCAUUGCUCCUGUCUGAUCCCUACGUCGACAAAGAAAACAAUAUGGAUGUUGCAAAUGUUAUUUUAUCAUUUCUAUUAACCGACGACGUUCAUUUGGAUCAAAUUGAUGCAGACGAUCCGGAUGUGGCGGAUUACACGUUCGUACCAAGUUUAUCGAGUUUGGUUGGAAAACCCAGAGUUUGCCUACAGCGACCGACUAUUGAUUUAGAACUUGGUAAUUUUAAAACGGCAAAUGAGAAAAUGUUUUCCGUCAAUUUGGAUAAAGUUUCACUGGCGUUAGAAGGAUACCAGGUUUUAGGUUUGAAACACGAACCUUUAACUCUCAUCACUCCCGAAUUUGAAACUCCAUUACCGGCACUACAACCGGCGGUGUUUCCACCCGUUUUGAGAGAACUCCCACCGCCACCCCUUGAAUUAUUCGAUUUGGACGAGGCAUUCAGUUCGGAUAAAACAAGAUUGGCACAAAUCACGAAUAAAUGCAUGCCGAAAAAAGAAGAUGAUGAUGAUAAUUACGACGAAGAAAAUAAUUUAAUUUACUACAUACAAGAAUGCACUCAAAUCGUUCGACCCUAUAAUGACAUAACCGAAUAUUCAAAUCCGAGGCAGAUACUACACGAUCUCGCUGUGGAAUUAAGAGAAGACCCCAACGCAGAAGAGAAGACCCCAACGCAGAAGAGAAGACCCCGACGCAGAAGAGAAGACCCCGACGCAGAAGAGAAGACCCCAACGCAGAAGAGAAGACCCCGACGCAGAAGAGGAGACCCCGACGCAGAAGAGGAGACCCCGACGCAGAAGAGAAGACCCCGACGCAGAAGAGAAGACCCCAACGCAGAAGAGGAGACCCCGACGCAGAAGAGGAGACCCCGACGCAGAAGAGGAGACCCCGACGCAGAAGAGAAGACCCCAACGCAGAAGAGAAGACCCCAACGCAGAAGAGGAGACCCCGACGCAGAAGAGGAGACCCCGACGCAGAAGAGGAGACCCCGACGCAGAAGAGGAGACCCCGACGCAGAAGAGGAGACCCCGACGCAGAAGAGGAGACCCCGACGCAGAAGAGGAGACCCCGACGCAGAAGAGGAGACCCCGACGCAGAAGAGAAGACCCCAACGCAGAAGAGGAGACCCCAACGCAGAAGAGGAGACCCCGACGCAGAAGAGGAGACCCCGACGCAGAAGAGGAGACCCCGACGCAGAAGAGGAGACCCCGACGCAGAAGAGGAGACCCCGACGCAGAAGAGGAGACCCCGACGCAGAAGAGGAGACCCCGACGCAGAAGAGAAGACCCCGACGCAGAAGAGGAGACCCCGAGGGUGAGGUGUGA